UCCUGUUAAUCUGAACAAAUCUGAGGACAACACUACCAAAAUGGGUUUCUUGUGGCCAUGAGUGCUGUGCAAACUCAGAAAUAGUGACUUAAUGAAGCUGGUUUAGAGUUGUGUCAUUCUUUCUGUUAUAGUUCUGCAUUCAUUUUUACUACAGACACCACUGAACUACUUGUUUUUGUUGGAUUCCAGUGACUUUAGGAGUAUUUUUUUCUUUGAAGCAUCAUUGUAUGUUUGCUCAUGGAAAAAUCAUGAUCAGGUGAAACUGUGCUUUACUCCCCCUGCUGGAAGAAAUGUGUACAGUUGGACUUCAACUGGCCACAAGGUGUUAGUGAUUAACCCUUCCUGUCAAACCAGGAGUCUCAGCAGCAGGACGAAGUGCAGACAGAGCUGAACCUGCUAAACUAUUGGAUUAUUAAAGAGCAGGUUCAGCUGUUUUACCCAUUUCUGAGAAUCAGCUUUGACUUUACAGUCUAUCACAGAGAUGGAUGCCUUUGAGGGGAUUCACAGCGUCCAGCUUUCCUCCUCUCCACCGUCUUCAGCCUCAGCCAGUCCAAGUUAUGAGGUCCUGAAGGCAGGGAGGUCAGGAAUAGCAGUUUAUUCCUCUGCAGUCUUCUUUGGGAAGCCUGGAGGACGGCCAGCUGCCAGACAUACGUCAAGUAGGAGAACUGAGGAGGAAGUCUGUGCUGUUGGACGGUUGGUAGAUCUGGAUCCAGAGCCAGAAUCCCGAGUGGAGGGAGGAGGUGGAGGUGGAGGAGGCCAGACGGGGUCCACCUCAGACAGAGACCAUGGAGGCCUCUCCCGACUUCGGAGUUCCUCGCUGGAAAUCAGAGAAAAAGAAAUCCGAGAAAAGGGCUCGGAGAUCCUCAGGGAACAGCUGGACGCUGCAAAAAGGGAACUGAAACUAAAAGACAAGGAAUGUGAGCGUCUGUCGCAGGUCAGGAAUCAGCUGGAACAGGAGCUGGAGGAGUUGACCGCCAGUCUGUUUGAGGAAGCUCAUAAGAUGGUGCGUGAAGCUAAUGUCAAACAAGCGGCAGCUGAGAAACAGCUGAAGGAGGCUCAGGGGAAGAUUGAUGUUCUACAAGCAGAAGUGACAGCACUAAAAACUCUAGUGCUGACCUCGACACCAUCUUCACCAAACCGUCAGCUACAUCCACAGCUCCAGUCUCCAGGUACCAGGGGAGCGUACAAACAUGUUGGGGGCCACAUUCGCAACAAAAGCGCUAGUGGGGCCCUUCCAUCUUUACCUGGAAAACCAGAGCCGUCCUCGGUUUCCAUUCAGCCUCCGGCUAAAGAGGACAGAGAGCCUGCUGUUCCUGCUCUCCUUUCUCUGAUUCUCUGCCUUGUUCCUGGACAGUCUGUCAGUAUGACCUCUGACCCUUAUUGUCAGGAGCAGGGGGAGGGGCUAGGGAUGGAUGUCAAACAGAUGGAUUCAGUUCUGUUUGCAGAGUUUUUGGCAUGGAAGGAACAUCCGAGUCUGGACCAUUCCUCUGCCUUCCUGAGUCGAAUCUACAGAGAAGACAUUGGGCCGUGCCUCUCCUUCACAAGAUCUGAGCUAUCUCAGCUGGUGCAGAGCGCAGUGGAAAACAAUUCCCUGACUAUUGAGCCUGUGGCCAUGUCAGCGUUACCAAUGGUUAAAGCCUCGGCCAUAGAGUGUGGAGGCCCUAAUGGCUUUAGGGCAGCAAUAGAGACAAAAUGUGCAUUAAGUGGUAUGUCCCGCCUCUGCCGACAUCGAAUCAAACUUGGUGAUAAGGGGAGCUACUAUUACAUCUCUCCUUCCAGCCGAGCACGAAUCACAGCUGUUUGCAAUUUUUUUACUUAUAUCCGCUACAUCCAGCAGGGCCUGGUGAGACAUGAUGCGGAGCAGAUGUUUUGGGAGGUGAUGCGUCUCCGGAAAGAGAUGACAGUGGCCAAGUUAGGUUUCUACCUCACUGACCAGGGCUAGAGGACCUGACAGUCUUCUGCAGGACCCAACAGGACAGCAUGAUCCCAGGACACUGAAGACCCACAAGUCUGGGUUUAACUGUGGUAACAAGAGGUUCCUGGAUCAGGUUUUGUAGCUGAGUCUUUACAGCUGUAACGCUGUAGCAGAAGUCGGACAACAAGGGAAAGAGGAAAUGUUUGAAAACCACUUCUGGAUAUGCAACAAGACAAUUAAACCAGCACUUGACAAAGAGGUCAAAUAACAUGAUUUAAAAAUGAGCUCCUCCAAGACAUGUCAUAUUAGAUUUGUUUUAUUUGUCUCUGUGGCCUCAGAAACUGCUGUCCUCCAGAGUUUUUUUUACAGCAUGUAGAACUGUUUUAUUUUUCAUCUUGCCUCCCUGGUGGAGUACACACAGCUUCUCAUGUGUUAUACAGAACAUCAUCAGACAGUCUGUUGAAAAGAUGAACACAGUUCAGGAUGAACGCUGACAAGACAGUCUUUUACCUCUGUUACUGCAUAGUUAAAACAGAUCGACUGUGUAUUUGACACAAAACAGUGAUUUGACUUUUUUUUUUUUUCUAAUGCCCAGUUCAGGCCAAAGAUUUGGAACCAGAUAAAACUGGUUUAGGAUGUUGGAGGGAAAAGGUGACAGUGAUCAGGCCCAUCUCAUAAACUGGCCGAUGAUAAUGCCCGCAACUCAAGUUGUCCAAGGAACAUAGAGGAAAAACAGUAUAUAACACUAUGGGUUGUAGCUCCUUUAUUGCUGUAGAAUGCAGCUUUAUUAAACUGGUGAAAUUCUGUUUCAUCUAAACACAAAAAAGUUCUGGGAAAACCAACUCUUUUUAAAAAAAAAUCUUUUUGCUGUUUCAUCUACAAAUGCAAUACUAGUAAAUCAUUUCUGAUUCCUAUUUUAAAACACUACCAGCAACAAAACAGCCCGAAACGCUGACAGAAUGGAAAUACAUUUAUGAAAAUGUUUUCACUGUGAUGACAAUUUUACAUGGUCUGAUCUAGUGACAUGGGUCUAAAUUGGCAGGUUAAGACGUGAAGGUCAGUGUGUCACUUUGUGAAUCUUUGGACUCUACUGGGCUUCACCUUAUGCUCACUAGCACCUUUGAUUUUUUUUUUUUCCCUUAAAUACCACAGCAGAGACAUUUUGUCCCAGCAUGGCCUUAUUUCUGUUUAUGCACAUCCUUUUCCAGAUGCCUUGUAUAAACACAAAGCUUCUUAAUCACCUGGCCUUGACUUUAUAAUCACAUAUAGUGUCAGUGAAUUAGCGAUUCCAUCAGUAAGAUCUUCACAUGUACUCAGAAGAUGACCAAGCUUUAACACAGGUGAUGUAAAAGCAAUAUGCAACUGUAGUUUUGCACGUCUGCAAUCAACAGUAUGUACAAAUAAGCCAUAAAUGACUAUGCAUGAAUGCAGUAAAUGGCCAUUAUAUGCAUUUAUUGGUCGUACCUCAUAGUGUAGAUUUAAUAUUAUUAAUGUCCAGUUUUUACAGAAGAUGGUAAAUAUGAAGAAUAUUAUAUCAAAGUGCAAUAACUGCUUCUUAGCCUUAUUUUGGGCUUGGAGUUUCCUAACCUCAGCAUACUGAUAAUUAUGUGUCAUUCAGUGUAAACACUCCAUUAAAACAGAGGCGGUGUAGUCUGA
This is a messenger RNA of Sphaeramia orbicularis (orbiculate cardinalfish), 3571 nucleotides long. It is a transcript of the gene rab3il1, whose product is annotated as RAB3A interacting protein (rabin3)-like 1. Gene Ontology annotation, molecular function: guanyl-nucleotide exchange factor activity. The coding region runs from base 482 to 1942 and encodes 486 amino acids. Gene Ontology annotation, cellular component: Golgi to plasma membrane transport vesicle. The record is from RefSeq and is a predicted model, not a curated record. Lineage: Eukaryota; Metazoa; Chordata; Actinopteri; Kurtiformes; Apogonidae. The transcript has 13 exons. Gene Ontology annotation, biological process: exocytosis.